Molecule: messenger RNA, 2062 nt
Organism: Lacerta agilis (Sand lizard)
Lineage: Eukaryota; Metazoa; Chordata; Lepidosauria; Squamata; Lacertidae
Gene: CEP43
Product: centrosomal protein 43
Exons: 13
Coding region: 98-1249 (383 amino acids)
Biological process (GO): microtubule anchoring
Cellular component (GO): centrosome
Molecular function (GO): protein binding
Source: RefSeq, a predicted model, not a curated record
UUUCCCAGCAAAUAUCCCCCUUUGCCCCCGAGCGGCGAAUCUGCGGGGGCUCGUCUCGUCGCUAGCUCAGUUUAGGCGGUUGUCAGGGAGAAGCAAGAUGGCGACCGCGACGGAGGAAGACACGGAGCUGAGGGAUCUCCUCGUGCAGACGCUCGAGACGAGCGGGGUGCUGAAUAAAAUCAAGGCAGAAUUGCGAGCAGCUGUAUUUUUAGCACUAGAAGAGCAAGAGAAAGUAGAGAACAAAACACCACUGGUAAAUGAAAGUUUGAAAAAGUUUUUAAAUACAAAAGAUGGUCGAUUGGUGGCUAGUCUGGUUGCUGAAUUUCUUCAGUUCUUCAAUCUUGAUUUUACUUUGGCUGUCUUUCAGCCUGAAUCAAGCACAUUAAAUGGGCUUGAGGCUCGAGAGAAUUUAGCACGGGACUUGGGAAUUAUAGAAGCUAAAGCUACAAAAGAAGGGCCCUUACUGCUGGAAGUGAUCAGAAGAUGCCAGCAGAAGAAGGGAGUGUCUAACUUUGGAGAGGUAGCCCCUAUAAUAUCUGAUGGUAUACAUUCUCCUCCAAAAUCAUCAGAUGGAAGAUCUAACAUACACUCAUUGCCAAGUAAGAUACCAAGGUAUAAAGGACAUCGUAAACAGAAAUGGUGCUUGGACACAACUGAGCAGGUUACUGGAACAAGUCAUAGCGAUACAAGCAUCUUGUCUGGAGAAGCAAAGAGUAAAGGCAGCAUUCACUUCUUACCCAAUGAAACAAAACUAAUUUCUCAACCAAACAAAGAUACAGAUACCAAAGAAAAGAAUAAUCUAGCAGUAGAAGAUGAUGCAGAGGGAGAUUCCUUCUUUGAUGAUCCCAUACCAAAACCAGAACAACCGUAUGACUGGAAGAAUGACUCUAUCAAGGAAGGAAAUGCUUCUCUUUCUGAUGUACCACCUAUAAAGACUGGUCUGAGCUCUUUGUCUGGAGCACCUCCUCUAAAAAAGUCUGACAAUGCAAACUCAAUUUUGAAAGAGGUAAAGAUGAUGAAUUCUAAAUUUGGAUCACUUGAACUAGGGGAUGAAGAUGAAUAUGCUGAUGACUUCAAUAGUACUAGUCAUCGGUCAGAGAAAAGUGAAGCCAGCAUUGGUGAAGAAAUAGAUGAUAUUUCUGUGGAAUUAGAUGACUUCAAUACUAGUGAUAAACUUGAAGACUUCACACAAGAUUUCACCAUUUCUCAGUUAAGUGGUGAAGCAGAUUACUUAGAGGAUGUUGCAUGAGUAGAACAAGCAAAGAUCUUAAUUUGUUGACUUGAGGAACUUUGUAGACUCUGUUUUAAGACAAUCACUCUGCUGAAAUAUCCCCUCCCAAAUUGUGCCUUGUGUUUCAACAGAAACUCCCCAACAAACUGGAGUUGGGAAAAGAGUUUUUAAACUUGUAAGAACUGAAAGAAGAAUUUUGGAGCGUGGUAUUGCGGUCUCGUUAAGCUAAUUCGUAUGUGUAAUGUCAAAUAUUUCCCAGAAAGAUGUCCGUUGCAGGCGACAGACACAUCAAGAUGAUUGAUCUACAAUAAUUCAUAUGGGAAGAGAUCUACAAAACAGAUAAACAGUGACAAACAUGGCUUAAUGUCAUGGCAACCAUUUGGCUUUUUGCUGAAGAACAAACAGUAUUUCAACUUGCUCUUCUGUUGACCUAAUUAAAAUUACAGUUUUUCUCUCUUAGCUGUUGAAAUUACUUUAGUGGCCAGGAGAUAAUGAACCAAGAUCUUCAAAACUGACUUGUUAGAAUGCCUAACAUGAGGCAUAUUAAAAUACUUUAGUGGCUAAAUCAUGAAUCCCUGUGGUUUCUAGUAAGUUGGUCCCUUGUUGCAACUUAGGUGCUUAGUUUUGCAUGGCCAAGAUCACUAGGUACUUCUGAAAAUUGCAGCUGGAAUAUGAGCCUUAACUCUAAACUUAUUUUUAUAUAUUUAAACAUUUGUUAUUCUAAGAUAGCCUUUUGUUUGUUAAUUUAAUGAAAGCUAUAAAUGGUUAUUAGCAUGAGGGUUUUUUCUUUGAAACACAGCUUAAUACUGAAUAAAACUAUUCCAAGAAGGA